AUGAAGAGAAGAAGAGAAAUGGAGAAACAAGUUAACUCAUCAGAAUUAAGAUCUGCCAUUGAAGUGAUUUCCUUGUUUUCUGUCAAGAAGCUUGACCAUCAUCAUGGUCAUGAAGAUCAAGUUAAAGUUCAAGAUCAAGUUGUUAAAUAUAAACAAAAGGAUGAUGACAUUUAUAUCCCCAUCAAGCCCUUCCUUUCUCUAUGCAACUUCCUUCUACAUCUUCUUGAUAAGAUAGGACCAACAAUGACUGUUCUUAGACAAGACAUCCAUCGGAAUAUACAGAGACUAGAGAAGGUGCAAGAAUUAGACCCUAUACUCAAUUCAAAUGUUGUGGAGAUAGUAAAGAAAGAGUUGAAUGCAGGCACAUCAAGAAAACUUACUAGCUGCAGCAAAGCCUUCGUUUGGCUAACUAGAUCUCUAGACUUUACGGUAAAUUUACUGGAUUUGAUAGAAAAAGAUAUCAAGGUGGAAAUGGAGCAAGCUGUUGAGAAAGCAUAUGAAACUAGUCUUAAACCAUGGCAUGGAUGGAUCUCUUCCACGGCGUAUAGAGUAGCACUAAAACUAGUGCCUGAUAACAAAACCAUGAUAGAUAUUCUGAUAUCCGAAGCACAAGAUGAAGAAACUCUUAAGAAUGAUAUAAAAACUUUUAAAUCGUUGCUAGUGCCACUUCUUGAUGAGAUACACUCAACUUUGGUGAGCUAUGGGUUGGACCGGCUCAAGGCAGCAUAA
This is a messenger RNA of Erigeron canadensis, 729 nucleotides long. Its product is annotated as glycolipid transfer protein 2-like. The transcript has 6 exons. Gene Ontology annotation, molecular function: ceramide 1-phosphate transfer activity; ceramide 1-phosphate binding. Gene Ontology annotation, biological process: ceramide transport; intermembrane lipid transfer. Bases 1 to 729 code for a protein of 242 amino acids. The record is from RefSeq and is a predicted model, not a curated record. NCBI's taxonomy places the organism in Eukaryota, Viridiplantae, Streptophyta, Magnoliopsida, Asterales, Asteraceae. Gene Ontology annotation, cellular component: cytoplasm; membrane; cytosol.